This is a messenger RNA of Alternaria burnsii, 207 nucleotides long. RefSeq lists its product as uncharacterized. The record is from RefSeq and is a predicted model, not a curated record. Lineage: Eukaryota; Fungi; Ascomycota; Dothideomycetes; Pleosporales; Pleosporaceae. Bases 1 to 207 code for a protein of 68 amino acids. The transcript is spliced from 2 exons.
AUGCCAGAGAGGACUGGCAUUCUAGUACUGGGACCGACGGAAGCCGGAAAGUCAUCGUUUAUUGCCACAGUCACAGGCUCGGUCCUCAUGGCUGAGGCGAAGGCCCGCGAAGAAAAGCUGCAGCGAAAGUUGAAGGAGGAACAAGAAGAGGCCCAAGAGCUGCACGUGAGGCUACAACAGAACAACCAGUCAGCGACCGAAAGCUGA